Messenger RNA from Triticum aestivum (bread wheat), 4265 nucleotides. Its product is annotated as protein FAR1-RELATED SEQUENCE 7. The record is from RefSeq and is a predicted model, not a curated record. The transcript has 2 exons. Gene Ontology annotation, molecular function: zinc ion binding. NCBI's taxonomy places the organism in Eukaryota, Viridiplantae, Streptophyta, Magnoliopsida, Poales, Poaceae. Bases 4 to 2193 code for a protein of 729 amino acids.
GCCAUGGUGAACACCGACGGUGAAGGUGCCGAUGCCGUGGGCGGAGACCCGAUGUGCGUCGAUGAGAGUGCCGCAGUCGUUGCCGGGAUGGGGGCAGACCAGUGUGAAGGAGCCAGGUUGCAGGACAGCGGUGCUGCUGUCAGUAUUGAAGGGGCCAGGGAAGGAGAGGUGCCAGUUUCUCACCCCGGCGGUGGAAUGAGGGUGCGAGGAGCGACAGUUGAGGAAGCCGAGAACGAGGAGGCCCCCACGGUGCAGGGCAGUAAGGAAGGGGCCGAGGAGCUGCUCCUGAAGGUGGUGUACAGCGAGGAGGAGGCGUACAAGCUGUACUGCGACUACGGGCACCGCACAGGGUUCAGCGUCCGCAAGGGCAAGCAGUCCUACUUCACCGGCACCAAGAGGAUCAGGACCAAGGACUACUUCUGCUCCAAGGAGGGCCUCAAGGAAGCAGAGAAGCUUACUGACGAGAACUUCAAUGACCCGCACACCAGGACGAAUUGCAGGGCCAUGGUUCGCUUCAGAGCGAACAGCCAGGGCGAGUGGAGGGUAAUCCGACUCGUGUCUGAUCACAACCACAACUUGGUAAGACCUGAAGAGCGGCACCUUCUGCGGUCUGCCAAGUCACUUAUUGCUGGGAGGUCAUGUUCUGCUGCGGAUGCAGUGUUGUAUGGUGGGUACCAGUUAGGGGGUGCACCUUCCCAAAUGGCUGCAAGCACAAGCGUAGCCAACAAUGCAGAGACUCAGAGGCAAGAUUUGCUCCCCGGUUUUAGCGGCAUAACAAGGACAUCGGCCGUAGGAACCGGAGAGUUGCAAAGCAUUGUGAGCCAUCUAAAGAGCAGAGCAAAUGUAGAUGGAAUGUUUUACUGGGAUGUCCAUUUAGACCGAGCUGGUCGGAUGAGUAAUUUCUUUUGGCGAGAUGGUAGGAGCAGGAUGGACUAUGACUGUUUCGGUGACGUGGUUGUCUUUGACUCAACUUACCGCUUAAACAAACAGAAUUAUAUAGUUGCACCUUUUGUUGGUGUGAACCACCAUUGGCAGACCACUAUGUAUGGCUGUGCACUAUUGGCGGAUGAUUCGAUGGCAUCUUUCACGUGGCUGUUCAAGUCUUUCUUGGAGGCAAUGGGAAACCGGCAACCACGAUCUAUUUUCACCAACCAAGACCAAGUUAUGUCAAAUGCAAUUGAGGAAGUGUUUCCAAAUACAUGCCAUCGCAUUGCCCACUGGCACAUUCAAAAGAAUGCCGCUUCUCGCCUUGGUGCACUUAAUGCUUCCAAAGCAUUUAAUAAGAUGUUCACCAAGUGUAUGCAGGGAUGCGACUCAGAAGCAGAAUUCGAGGGAACAUGGGCUGCGAUGCUCCGUGAAUUUAAGUUGCAGGAUAAUAAGUGGCUGAGCAAACUUUAUAAGCUCAAGCAGAAGUGGUGUGGUGCUCUGAACAAGUGCACUUUUGAUGGUGGGGUCGAGAACGAGCCGCAAUGUGACAGUUUGAGUAACAUAUUCACUUGCAUUGUCGAUAAAUCGACUUCUCUUUCCACAAUGGUUGCUGCUGUGGAUAAGCUGACUGAGGAUUGGCGUGAAAAAGAGUUUGAUGAGGAUGUGCGGUGUUGUCAAAGGCCACUUUCUUGUAUUAUAAAGCACAGUGAUAUUUUGAAUCAUGCAGCAAAAGUUUAUACACACAGAAUCUACAAGCUAUUCGAGACAUAUUUUCUUGACGGGUGUGGGGCCACAAAAUUCAAGGCGCUUCCGUGUGAAGACAGUGACACAUACCGGUUUGAGAUGACUAUGCAGGGUAGAGGGUCAAGAGUCUGCACAGUUCAUCUGAAUAUGUCGACAAUGCAACUCACUUGCAGCUGUAGUCAGUUUGAGACAAUGGGUUUACUUUGUCCACAUACUCUGAAAGCUCUUAGUAUCAAGAAUGUGGGCAAAAUUCCAGAAAUAUAUAUACUGAAGCGGUGGACCAGAGAUGCUAAGCAGUGGGUUUUCAACCCAAAGCAGUAUGAAUCAUCAUUUCAGGAAUGCAUGGAUGAUGAAGCUGGAUACUGCAAUCAUGCUAUGAGGUAUGCUUAUGACCUUGUGAUGAAGAGUGAAGGGCAGGAGGAAUUGAGAAGAUCUCUUUGGCAGGCUCUCGAGAGUGGAGAAAAAGAAUUGGAGAAGUACCUAGAAAAUGCUACACAGUAUCCACAAUCUUAUGCCACUUGAAAGAAGCAUCGAUAAAGUUUCUUGGUGUUACUACUGAGGAACCAAAGAUAUACAUAUGAGUAACUGGGUUUGCUACAACAUGUGUGCAUAUCUUCAUUUAUACUGACUCAAACUGUAAUCUAAAAAUGGAAAUGGAAACCUGUGAAACGAGAUAAAGUUUGAGUAAGUCAUAAUUCUUUGCUUUUGAUCGUUAGUACUCUGAUUCCAUGUGCUUUACUGGAUACUGCUAUCUUUGGUUCCACAUUAUUUGUCAAUUAGCAUGAGUCCAUGAUGAAGUUUCACCAGUGCUAUUUUUAAGUUUGUGUGGGUGGCAGUGUAUUGGGGUCAACCGGCCAGUUUGAACCAUGCAUGCUGUUAAGCUUCAUGCACUAGCAAACACAACCAAAAGUCUGAACUUAUGGAAAGGGCUAGGCAAUCCACAUAUACACUUCAACACAUGCCAUCUUGAUGCAAGUGUAGGAUUAAUAUGGGUGAAUAUAGGUCAGCCAAGUUGGGGUCAGCUGACAUUUCUAAAAAUCACAUAUUAAUAAUUCAGAACCAUGCAACAAAAAAAAAGGUCAUGGGUUAUUCUUGACCGUUGUUUUCGGUGGAUGUUGGUUGUUCAAUAGCUGGUUUCUAACUGAGACAUGGGCAUAUGACAUUGCACCCAAUACAUCAGCAUUUGUCUAAUUUUAAUGUGUGAACUCAUGAGAGUAAGACUGUAUGCGGUUGCUUUCUUACAUCCAUAUGUUGUUUCCAAAAAUUCCUUCUGCUUAAUAGGAAAGCAUCAGAGUUUGUUUCUUGAGCAUGAGGCACUAUUCCAAAGUUAUUUUUGGCUUGUACACACUAUUUCUGGUAUGGUCUUUGUUUGCUAUAUAUAUUCACUGUAAAUAUCUGUUGCCUGUAGUUCAAGUCUGCCAGGACACAAGUAGCUCGGUCACUUGUUCGCUCUGUUGUACUCACCUGUUUUUACAUAGUUUGAAGCAUCUAUUUAUUGCCAACCCUUACAGAAACUCGUAAGACAUUCCUAACCUGGGAGAAGCUGGAGCAUAUGGCAUGCGCAACUUGACUUGUUGCAACACUAUCUGAUCCGUUAAAAUCUUACCCUUUUGGUGAAGGAAUCGUGGCAUUCUUGCGGAGAUGGAGCAGUUCUGGGAGAUGAGGUUCGAGCAGGGCCCCUCCCGAGCCGAAGGAAAUGACGAGCACACUGACUGUGCCACCGUGCUGCCAUGGGGACUGAACUGAAUGAUCCGAAACCGUCUUGAGCUUCCCAAACAUGUUCUUGCUAGUGACAUGAAUCAAUGCUGUACACAUGUGGGUUUGGCUGGGAAGAGCCAGUGUGGCACUCUCCUGCAGACGCGGUGACGAAGUUAUGUCAAAAGCAAUUGAGGAAUUGUUUCCCAGUACAUGCCGUCACUGGAACAUUCAAAAGAAUUUCACAUCUCGCCUUGGUGCACUUGCUGGGGGUUCGAAAGCAUUUAAUAAGAUGUUCACCAAGUGUAUGCAGGGAUGCGACUCUGAAGUAGAAUUCAAGGAAACAUGGUCUAGUAAUAAGUUGCUGAAGCGGUGGACCAGAGACAAGCUCUUGGUAUUAAGAAUGUGUUGAGAAUUCCAGAAAUAUAUAUGCUGAGGCGGUGGAGCAGAGAUGCUAAGCAGUGACUUUUCUUUCAGUCCAAAGCAAUAUGAAUCGUCAUAUAAGGAAUGUAUGGAUGAUGAAGCUGCAUACCGCAACCAUGGUAUGAGGUACGCUUAUGGCCUUGUGAUGAAGAGCCGAGGGCAGGAGGGAUUGAGAAGAUCUCUUUGGGAGAGACUCAAGGGUGGAAUUAUUUUUGGGGAGAAAUACCUCGAAAAAUGUUACCCAGCAUGCACAUUCUUAUGCCACUUGAAAGAAGCAUCAUUUAAGCCUUUUGGUGUUACCACUCAGGAAGGAAGGUAUAGAUGGGUAACUGGGUUCGGCAUAACACGUGUGUACAAAUCUUCUUUUAUGCUGGCUGAAACUGUAAUAAUCUAGUAAUGGAAAUAAAAAGCUGUGAAAAAAGUGACAAGUUUGAGCAAGUCAUUACUGUUUACUCUUGAUUGUUAUUGUGAUCCCA